This is a messenger RNA of Mesocestoides corti, 1374 nucleotides long. The record is from the annotation of a GenBank genome assembly. NCBI's taxonomy places the organism in Eukaryota, Metazoa, Platyhelminthes, Cestoda, Cyclophyllidea, Mesocestoididae.
AUGAAGGCCAAGACUGUUGACCUUAACCAAAAUGAUCUUAACCUUCUUACCUCCCGUCUCCUUCGAUCAGAAUUCAUCAAGAACGUCCACAAAGACAAGGUGAUACACCUACACGUCUCUCAACUUCGUCAAGAUCCAAAUCGCAAAAAGUCGAAGAAGAAUCCACUGCCAAAUGAUCAGGCUGCCGACUCUGUGCUUCUUAAUCCCAAAAAUCAGCCAUGGAAAUUGCUGUCCGCGCCCCAAGCGGCUUGGUCCACAGGUCUUUGUGGAGACGGGGUGCGUGUGGGGAUCUUCGACACGGGUCUCGUGAACGCCUACCAUUACUCUCACUUCAGAAAUGCCAACAUUGUUGAACGCACCAACUGGACGUGGCGACUGAAGAACGCAAAGGUGGACACCAACCCCAGCGCUGUGGAUGGCCAUGGACACGGUACCUUCGUUUCUGGCUUGAUCGCCGCCUCCAUCCCCGACCUCAAGGAGACGUCCUUCUCCGACGACUCAUGUCUCCCUCUUGGGCUGGCGCCGCACGCCGAGCUCUACAUUUUUCGCGUUUUCACCGACUCCCAGUUCUCCAUGACCUCGUGGUUUUUGGACGCCCUAAACUACGCCAUCGCCAAACGUCUGCAUGUGAUUAACCUGAGCAUCGGGGGUCCCGACUUCAUGGAUCAGCCCUUCGUGGAUAAGGUAAAUGAAUUGUCCGCCAACGGCAUUUUGAUGGUAUCAGCAAUUGGAAAUGACGGGCCAGUUUUCGGUAGUCCGAACAACCCCGCUGACCAAAUGGACGUUCUUGGUGUUGGUGGCGUGGACGCCCUGGGCAACGUCGCCACCUUCUCAUCCCGCGGCCCAACCGCCUGGGAAAUGCGCGACGGUUACGGCCGGUUCAAACCGGACAUUGUGACCUGGGCUACAGGCGUCAUCAGCUCCAACCUCGAUGGGGGCUGCAAAUCUCUGUCGGGAACUAGCGCGGCCUCGCCAGUUGUCACAGGAUCUGUGGCCCUACUCAUUAAUGCUGCACUGUCGCAUCGUCCGGAGGGCCGAGACGCCCCGUGUCCGUCCGGCUGCCCGCCCAUCAACCCCGCCAGCCUGAAGCAGGCCAUAAUGGCCGGUGCCGGGCCAAUCAGCGUUGAGGGACGCAAAACGGCCUCCAUCUUUGAGCAGGGCGCGGGGAUGCUCAACUUGCAGCGCUCCAUCGAUGUGAGUUCUGAUUUUUCUCCCGUUUUUCUUGUCGCACGCAUCCUCACUUGCUACUCGGAGACUUCGAGCAUAAAAAAACCAGACAUGUCUGGUGGUUGUCGUGUCUGGUUUUGGGGGGUGAUUGUGUGUGUUAAAAUUUACACAGGACCCCAAAUUAGUGUUGUGGGUGAAAAAUUCUGA